Molecule: messenger RNA, 780 nt
Organism: Dothidotthia symphoricarpi CBS 119687
Lineage: Eukaryota; Fungi; Ascomycota; Dothideomycetes; Pleosporales; Dothidotthiaceae
Exons: 2
Coding region: 139-780 (213 amino acids)
Source: RefSeq, a predicted model, not a curated record
AUCAUCACUAUACUGACUAUCCAUCCCAUCUCGUGGUUCCAAGCCUCUUCGCGCCAAUUCUCCAUACAUACGACACUAGACAACUGCACCAUAUCCACAAAACUUCACAUUUCUAUCCUUAACAGCACAUACGAAACCAUGACGAUGAAGCGCAAGCGUUCCUCGGACGCCUCUCCAGUCUCGAUCUCCAGUUUCUCGACGCGCGAGACUCAAUCGCCCACACCGUUUCCACAGACCUCCAACGCACAUGGCUGGAAUUUUACAAACGCAAGUCGCGUCAAGAGCGGCGAAUGGGGCAAUAGGACGUGCAAGCGCGUUCGAGACAACCGGCCUGAGGAGCGCGUCAUCCAUGAUGUAGAAAACACUCUCGACAAACUCUUUGCAGCACAGCGUAGUCACCCACACGCCGCGCCAAUAUCCUCCGAUGCUCUACCCGCGCAACAGCCUACUCUAGUCAUCUCUAAACCGCAAACAUCGACACUACACUCUUUCUGGAAACAGUUGCCUGCACCACCCGUUCAAACACCGAUAUUUACCUCCGAAUUACAGCUCUAUCCAACAGUGGUACAGUCGCCACGCUGCGACGACUGCGAAUCGCCAUUACAGAGCGAAGGCGAUGGUAUGGAUGUUGACACGGAUGUGGGUGGCGCUGUAGAGUGCAACCCAUUCGCCUGCAGUGACUGUGGGAAGAAUGUUUGUGGAAUUUGUGCUGUAGUAUCAACUACACGGCAUUGCUUGCAGUGUGCGACGACAGGGAGAAAUUCAAGGCGUUGGUGGUAG